This is a messenger RNA of Trametes versicolor FP-101664 SS1, 8466 nucleotides long. RefSeq lists its product as uncharacterized. Gene Ontology annotation, biological process: regulation of GTPase activity. The coding region runs from base 57 to 8288 and encodes 2743 amino acids. The record is from RefSeq and is a predicted model, not a curated record. The transcript has 33 exons. NCBI's taxonomy places the organism in Eukaryota, Fungi, Basidiomycota, Agaricomycetes, Polyporales, Polyporaceae.
CACCUUCGACUUCACCCCUCACGACUUACACGCGGACACGCGGCAGCUCAUGAGCAAUGCCCGCAAGACGUGCCUCCGCCGGCCAUAAUAUAGCCAGCUCUUCCCGUGUUCACAGGAGCAAUGGCUCAAAUCACAGUAUAUCGGCGCAGUCUCCGGUCCUCCAAUCCCAUAACCUCCCAUACGCAUCAUCCACGACGAACAUCCCGCCGUCCCCGCAGCAAAAAGUAGUCCAAGUCCUCAUUAACAGGCUCAAAAACAAGCUUCCAUGUAAUUCUGGUAUCUCGUUAACGGCGCUGGAGGCGGACGAAGCGGUGCAACAGACGGUGGAUUCCUUGGUCGAGCUCUCGAAGGACUCGCUGGACAUGAUCUCGCUCGCUCUGACGGAACAUCUGGACAAACUUGCGAAGCAAAUCGAGGGCGCGGGCUUCCGGAGCGCGGAUGUCCUGCAAUCACAGCUCUUCCUCCUCAAGGUGCUUUCUCUGGCCAUGGCCUCUCGGUGGGGGUCGCUCCCCGAUGACACGAGACCGAACUCCCGCGGAAGCAAGCCCGCCCCAUCAUCCAAACCUGCUACCCCGGACUCGUCCGCCCCGUCCGGCCGUGGCCGUUACGGCUCCGCAGAACAGCUCUCUACCCCCACCACCACAUUACUCGAGCCUCCGGCCCUUGACGACAAUUGCGCCCGCUACAUCAUCAGUGUUAUGGUUCUCAUCCUGCGCCAGACUGCCCCCAGGAAACACCGUCUUGCAUCCGCAGCGAACCUAAGCUUCGACGCAUCUUUCCAGGACUUCGAGUCCGUGGAAUCCCAUGAGUUUGGCUCUAGUGAUGACCCCCUUGGCGCCGUUCCGCCCGUCAUCUCCGGAUUGCCAAGGACCAUGAACCGUGCGCGGCAUCCGUCGUCGACCUCCCUCAACUCCGCAGGCCCAAGCAGCUCUGCCUCCAGCCGGCUGCCUCAACAUUCCGUCGUGUAUGAGAAGACAUCAUUCAUGGUGGCGAGGUCGAUACUGUCCCUGCACUCUUCCAUCGCGAAGUACACAGGGCGCAUCAUCUAUCACCUGUCAGCGUCCAACUGGGCCGUGGUUCUCAGCAGAAUACGGCAACGCAUCCACAGCCUUGCCGGUUCGGCGGACGCGGAGCCCGACACCGCUGACCUACAACUUAUCACGCACAGUGCUUUGGACAAGGUGAAGCUCGUGCAAUGCUUGCAAGAGAUCUCUUCGCUCCUCAUGAACCUCAAGAAGGACGCCCAGGUGCCGGUGUCCAUCGCGCUCAGGACGGCUAUUUGGAACUGGAUAGAGCUCUGCCCGGAAGAGUUCAAUGAGGCUCUCCUGUCCCAUCGUCGUCUAGAAGGCGCGCCCGAGCGCGUCUACGAUCUGCUGUUUGACCUGCAAGAGAACACACGCGACAAGGCGGGCGCAUGGCCGACCCUCGCCGUGUUGCUGAGCAUUAGCUAUGACCGCAUGAAGAUUGAGUACGAGACGAACGCGAUCGGUGCACACAAGACCACUUAUCGGAAGGAACGCAACUUCACGGAGCUCCUCCUCAGAAACCUGCCCUACGGCUCGAAGAACUCCGAAGUCAGCAUGGUCUGUGCUAUCGAUGUUUGCAGAGCAGCGUCCAGACUUCGACCACCAGAAGGAGAGGUCGACGUCCCUCUUAUCUCAACUGCCUUCGACCUUGCACAUGAGCUCAAGUUGACCCUGAUGAAGUGGACCAAGGACAAGCCGUUUUGGGAGUGCCCUGACGAGAUUGACGUCGCCAUGAUAGCAGAUGCACUUGCUUCUCUUUACCGCUUUUUGCCAGAAGACGAGUCGAUCUCCAUCUUCCUGCAGUGUCUCGAGCCUGAACGGUCCGAGGCCGUCAAGAUCUGCGUCGUCAAAGCCUGCUUAGCUUUGAUCGUGGAGGGUUGGAAACUGCCUUGGCAGAAAUCGGUCACACCAUUGAAGGAUGCACUGCAGACACGGCUAAAUGCCAUAUUCUUCAGCGUGUACACCCGGCGAAGCGAAGUCGAUGCAAACGGCUCCUCCAGGAAGAGCGCCAUCCGCCCCAAGGCAAAGCGGUACACGUCCGAAACCCUGCCUGACAGAGAUCUGUUCAUCUUGAGCCUGUUAACGCUGUGGCGCACCGACAUCUGGUGGUACCACGACUGUCUGCAGCCGGGGGAGAUUGACGGCGUGUUCGCAGCGUGUGUGACCGUGUACAGCGCACCGGCCGAUCCUGCCGUCAAGUGGUCCUUGGGCAGGACGUUCCGGUAUCUCAUCGAAUCUGUCGUGCAGUUCCCGCGGGACAGCCCACGGUACCCGCUGCUCGUGAAGUGGGUCGAGGAAGUCGGUCCUGCGAUCUUGGCGUCGGUCGCCAACCACCUGCUCAACACGCGCACGGACCUCCAGUCUCAGCGCAUGUUCAUUCAACAGCUGUACGAGAUCAUGUACUGCUAUGCGAACCCCGAGUCGAACAAGCAGCUGCAACACGCCCUCCGCAUUACUCCGAACCGGGCAUCUGUCUUCGCGCUCACCGAGAUUGCCUUCCUAGUGUGCUUGUGCUCUGCUGAUGGCGUCGUCUCUCUGACGGCCUGCAAUUGCCUGCGGUUGCUGACGCAAGUAGAGCGCAAUCCCGACGCGCCGCCCUACGCGGAAGGCAACGAGGAGGAAGCCAUGAAACGUCAUCCUGUCUACGAGCAACUGGGAGACCCCAAAGUAUCAAUGAUCGGACGAGUUGGACACCAGAAACGCAUCCGCAAGCUUAUGCGCCUCAUCACAACCCCGACCGCUGCCCACGUCGCCGUGUGGCAGGAGCUGUUCUUCCGGUGGUGCGCGCUCACAGAGAUGACCAUCCGUAUGACCUUCGAACAGACAACGGACGGCUUCGAGAACGGCUCGGCCCCCAUCGGCGACAAGGCGCUCAGCUUGGAGGACCGGCAGGCGCAGUGGCAGAACCUCACGCUCUUCCUCUCUGCGUUCGGCGCCGCGUGCAUGCGCGAGCACCACGACCCGUCCGCGCUCACCAAGAUAAUCCCGCCGACGAUUAUCCCCGACUGCUGUCGCGUGCUCCGCGACCCGUCGGAGCUGCUGGCGAACUUCCUCACGGAGACGGUGAACUUCCUGGUGUCGGACGCGCCGCAGGUGCGCGACAUCGCGAGGGAGGCGCUGAGCAACGAGGCGAGCCCGCGGCUGUACGGCCGGAUUGUGAAGCAGCUUGAUGAUGUCAUUCGGAUGGUGACCGACGACGAGAACGUCAACACGCCGGUGCUGGCGGUCUUCCUCGACCAAUUCAUCACUAUCCUGAAGGUGCUGCUGGAGAACUCUCAGGGUCUCGCCGAGGACAUGCGGUCUAUCGACGUCCCUUCCACGCUGCACACACUCGCUACGUUCAUCGGCAGGGUCGACGACUCGGAAGCACAAUCUCUCCGCCUCAAGCUGAAGUUCUGUCAGCUCUGUGGAAGCGUGUUCACUAAGACCGACCCCGUUCUUAAGCGAAACAAAGAGUCGGCCGUGCGUCAGAGUCUCGUUGACAUUAUCGUCGACUGGGUCCAGGAUAACACUGUCGAGGACGCGCAAUUGAUGACGCUGCAUUACGAGCUGAACGUCGCCAUCUUCAAGGCUGCGGUGGCCUCGUUUGACCGCUUGCAGCUCGAGGUUUCGGAUGGCACUACAGGAGAAGACACCGCCCACGCCGUCUCGCGUCUCUUCAUCCGCUAUGCGACGUUCCUGCUGAAGACUUGGGAGGUCACGAGAUAUGACGGCAACGCCCGUGACGAUGGGAUCUCAGAGAAGUCGUCGAUGACGAAGAUGCGCGUACAGCAGCGGGACGGCGAACUGCGGGAAAUGCUCAUAGACGGUCUCGCGUCGCUGAUCAGCGCGAACACGGAAUGCGGCGUGAAGCACUGUCUGUCAAUGGCGGACGACCUCGAUCCUACCAGGCGGCUGAUCUUUGCGCACGUCUUCACCCGAGUGCUCAAGGAGGGUAUCAAGUUUGCUCACUACGAGGAGACUCCCGUCAUCGCCCGACAAAGUCGUCUUUGCGAGCUUGUGAAAGGUCAAGAUAACGUCCUCGCGUUGGCCAUCUGCGAGAUAUGUCCUCCGAACGAAGUUGACAGCAUGAAUGCCGUUCUGCUGAACCUGUUUGACACCAGGUCGUCUCUCAUGGGGCUGUUGAAGACCAUGAUCGACAACGAGAUCCAGAAGACGGACAGCGACACUGCGUUGUUCCGGAGCAACUCGACGUGCACACGAUUCCUGUCUGCAUUCGCCAGGGUGUAUGGGUACAACUACCUCAGGUCUCUCAUCCUGCCCCUCGUCAAGCUCGUCACGACUAUGCCGCCUGGCCGCGGCUACGAGCUGGACCCGUCAAGGGUCAGCAAGGAGGAGCUCAAGCAGAACAAGGAGACUGUGGAGCUAAUCACCUCCAAAUUCCUCGAGAUCAUUUCAUCCUCGAUACCCGCUCUUCCUUCGAUCAUCCGGGAGAUAUGCGCUCAUAUCGCUAAGUCGGUCAACGAGGUUUGGCCAGAAGCCAAGUUCGCCGCUCUCGGUGCCUUCAUCUUCCUGCGUUUCAUCUCACCGGCUAUCGUGACACCUGAGACCGUCGACGUCCCCGUCCCUUACGAUGCUACCGUCCGUCGAGGGCUCAUGGUGAUAGCGAAGAUCAUCCAGAACUUGGCUAACAACAUCCUGUUCGGCAAGGAAGCACAUAUGGUCAUCUUGAAUGACUUCCUGAAGGAGAACAUCGUAACGGUCACGAAGUUCCUGAGCGAGAUCAACAAAUACGUCCCUCCGAGUGCUGAAGACGAGGCGGAUGAGUGGCUCGAACGGACCUACGAUGAAACCGACACGAUCAUUCUGCAUCGCUUUUUCGAGAAGCAUGCCGACAAGAUCGGAAAGGAGCUGCUCAGCUCCUCCAAGGUGUCCGCGGAGAAGAUGACCCCUGAGGCGGAAGCCGCUGCCGCCAACGGUAAGCGGGCCUGGGAUGCGCUCUGUGCUGCGCUCGUCGACCUCGGACAACCUCUUGAGAGCCCGAAGCUGUCCCAGUUGAACAGUCGAGAACACCGAGAAUACCUCGACUUGAUGAUGAGAUGUGACCGUCGUGAUACCAACACCGUUCAAGAGCUGUUCGUGGAAGCCAUCGGCUCUCCUAAUGCAAAUGCUGUAUUUGUGCUUUCUGUAUCAAAGAUCGACGUGGAGGUUCUGGAUCUCGAACUAUUGCUAUAUUAUAUCUUCAAGUGUGUCACCUCUCCUACGAACGAGGGUCGAGACUUCGACAUGAUCCUCGACUAUACCGGAUUCACGUCCACAUCCCAAGUGCCCGCGCAAUGGCUCAAAUUUGCUGCGGAAACGAUACCCUUGGAUAUCUGGAAGCGGCUCAAGACGAUGCGCCUCCUGACGCCAAACACUUUCGCUCUUCGCUAUCUCCGCAGAUUGUACAAUAAUCUUACUUCCGGUACCACUGACGCAAUACACAUCACCAUGCACACGUCCUUGGGUGACCUUCUGAACAACUACUCCGACGGCCUGUCUGCGCCAUCCUUGAGCUACGCCAAUGUCUUGGAGGAUGAACCUGGCACCGAAUACGAGGAAGUGACCAUGCGGCAUACGCAUCCCAUGCGUGUCCCUGUCACCAUGCGAGUAUCCCAGAGUCAUAUCCGCAUCACGACGACCAAAGCGCUGCCCAUCUCGAAUGCAUUGUCAUGCAAGGCCACAGAGAUCAUCCCACUGGGCGAUAUCAAUGACGUCUACAACGUCUCGACGGGCCAUGAUUCUCACGAGUUCAUCAUCCGCAAGAUUCGACAGGGCGUCACGCUAUACUUCUCUUCUCCGCAUCGAGACGCUAUCGUCAAGACAGUCCGGAGCGCCAAGGGUCUUCUUCGUUCAGUGCAGCUACCUACCACAGAACGGCAUUCGAGGUUAUCGAACAUCAUCACCACCCUCCUGCGCAUUGCACUGCUGGGCAUCAGUCAAGAAGAAGAAGAGCCGCGUACUGCUUGCGUCGAGCUCUUGUCGGCGAUAUGCGCUUACCUGGAUUUCGAAGGACGGCCAGCCAUCCCUUCGAAAGGCUUCUUUGUCUCCGGACAUCCCGGCACAUUCCUGGUUACGCUUAGCGACAGUCUAGCUGGGCAUACUCCGCAGCUCACCAUGGACUUCAUCUCAGAGAUGUGUGGAGGCGUUUCGAAACUCAAUGUUGCUUUGAGGGCGCACUGCUACCAGUACAUGGGCCCGUGGACGAAGAACCUGGCAUGCUUCACCGAUCCAACCAGCCCGCACUACGAGCCAUCGGGGACAAGAUUCCGGGACUGCGUCCGUAUGCUUGUGGACAUGACGACGACAGAGAACGAACUUCAAAGCUACUUGCAGAAGUUCAUCUGGGCGGAGAUCGGCAAACUCGACACGAACACUGUUAACCUCAUUCUAGACGAGCUCAUGCGCGCUGCUGUCGACGGCGGGAUGGGUUCUUUGCGUUGCGAGAAAGUCGCAGAGCUCAUGACUUCACUCAACUCCAUCAACGUUCGCGGUCGCGUGCUGGCCCGAGUGCGCAAGGUCAUUGGCAAGACGUCCAUCAAACCCACCCGGAAUUUGGCCGACAACGUUCACUGGAACGAGAUCGCCUGUCUGACUCGCCUCCUCCUUGUCCUGGUCAACUCGGCGAAGAACUCAGUUCAGAUCCAGCUCUUCGUUCCCGAAACGAUGCACUUGGUUGCCCUCAUAGGCGCCUCAGGUCAGUUGUACGUGCGGUGCACGGUGUUCGCCAUCGUCACACAUAUGUUGCACGGCCUGUACUCCGUGCGGCUGACCGACGCCACCGCGAGCCCGGAGAUCCAGGCCAUGGUCGACGAGUGUGUCCAGCCAGAGGUCAUGCGGUUGUUUGGGCUCUGCAAACCCACGCCGACGAGCGAGUUCGUGCUCUACGACCCGCCGAACAGCAAGGCGGUCAUUGAUGACCUCGAGUCGCUCAAUCGCCUGUUGCUGCGAGUCAUGGAAACGAUCUCGGCAUCUCAGGGGCUGUUGAAUGUAUGGCGAGCGAGGUGGAUGAGCCUCAUCACCUCGUCGGCAUUCCAACUUUCACCAGCAGUCCAGAGCCGGGCCUUCGUCUCUCUGGGCAUACUGGCGACUUCGGACGUGGACGACGACCUGCUCUACCAGAUGCUCGUCGCCUUCAAGACCGCCCUGUCCCAGUCCAGCGAGACGGAUACGACCUCCGUGUUGAGCAUGCUCCGGUGCAUCACGAACGUCGUACCUGCAACCAGUGGCAAUUCGCGCUAUCUCUCGCAGCUAUUCUGGCUCGCCGUCGCGCUCCUCCAGUCCAGCCACAUGGCGCUGUACGUCGAAGCCAUCCGUCUGCUGCGGGUCACUGUCGAGAACAUGGCCGAGCACGGCCAUUUCAGGGAGCGGGGCGUCCCGGCCACGCUCCUCGAGGGCCGUAUACCCCUGGAGGACAUCGCCUGCCAACUAGACCACCUCCUCGGGCUCUCAUUUGACUCCAGCUUCUCAUUCUCGCUGGCCGCCACCAUCUUCAAGGGCGUCAGGCACUCCGCACUGCGGGAUGCUGCGGAGGGUGCCCUCCGGAGCUUGUUGAGCAUAACGGUCCGAUCGUGCGUGGAGGUCGAGCACGCGGACGACGGGCCAGGGGCGCCUGUGUGCCAGGACGUGCUGGGCUACUUCCUCGCGCUCCUUCCGAUGUCGACGCGGAUACACAGCCUCAAGCGCCUCAUGGAGGAGGCGAACGUCGACCCGUCCUGGCUGUCGGAGGAGACGCUCAUGUCCCAGGACGACGACGAAGCGGUGUACAAGCUCCCGAUCGGCCUCAUCGGCUUCGGGGACAACAACACUGCGCUGCUUGUGACGUCGUUCGUCACUGCGAUGCUCGCCACCGCGCAGGGGGACGACAACGAGUCCGCGAUCCUGUACAACAUCCUCUCGGACGUCGCAGACGCCUGGCCCGAUGUUAUCGGCAUGACGUACGAGAGCGUGCAAGACAAGGUCAAGGAGGCGUUCGCGAACUCGAACAGCCCGACGAUCCUGCAGGCCGUCUCGAACAUCUUCCGCGUCGCGACGCGCGAGAUCGAGCGGGCGAACAACGGCGGGCCGCCGAGCACGCGGGCGCUCGGCGUGGGCUCUGCGUCGACGCUGAGCACCGUCGACGAGGGCGUGACCCACGGGCCCGGGCGGAAGCACAUGAACGCGCUCGAGGAGCAGAGCAUGCAGGGGCUCGUGAACAGCUUCCAGUUCCUGCCGCUGAACCGCGGGCACGCCACGAAGAUGAUCCAGUGGAUCUCGGAGCUCGUCAUGAAGAUGAUCGAGUGAGCGCGUACGUGUCUGGACUCUGCAGUGUCUGUACAUAGUAUCGUAUGCACCCCUACCCUACUCGUCUCCUUGCUUGCCGCCCCUGACCCUGACCGCGAUCGCCGUACACCCCGAUAUCCAGUCCACUCCCUCAGUUACCCCUCUCUCAUCCUCUCUCACCCUCUCUUACCCUCUCUCU